Messenger RNA from Alternaria ethzedia, 366 nucleotides. RefSeq lists its product as uncharacterized. The transcript has 3 exons. Gene Ontology annotation, cellular component: RNA polymerase I complex. The record is from RefSeq and is a predicted model, not a curated record. Gene Ontology annotation, molecular function: zinc ion binding; DNA-directed RNA polymerase activity; nucleic acid binding. Gene Ontology annotation, biological process: termination of RNA polymerase I transcription; DNA-templated transcription. NCBI's taxonomy places the organism in Eukaryota, Fungi, Ascomycota, Dothideomycetes, Pleosporales, Pleosporaceae. Bases 1 to 366 code for a protein of 121 amino acids.
AUGUCGGCUAUUGGUAGUCUUGUCUUUUGCACCGACUGCGGAAACCUCCUCGACGGAUCCGCCGGCAAGCAAAAUGUCAUCUUGACCUGCGCGGCAUGCGGAGCGCAAUGUAAAGAUACAUCAUCCAAGACCGUCGUCACAGUUUCCAAGCCCACCGCUUUCCCGUCGUCGCUGCGCGCAAAGAGAUCCGAGGUCCAGACCAUAUCCGAGGAGGACGUUCAGACGAGCAGCGUUAUCAAUCAUCCAUGCGAGAAAUGCGGAAGAGAGGAAGUGCGAUACUACACACAACAACUGCGAAGCGCAGAUGAAGGAAGUACUGUCUUCUACGAGUGCGACUGCGGUCACAAAUGGAAUACCAACAACUGA